Molecule: messenger RNA, 1051 nt
Organism: Indicator indicator
Lineage: Eukaryota; Metazoa; Chordata; Aves; Piciformes; Indicatoridae
Gene: SUDS3
Product: SDS3 homolog, SIN3A corepressor complex component
Exons: 12
Coding region: 1-1011 (336 amino acids)
Biological process (GO): negative regulation of transcription by RNA polymerase II
Cellular component (GO): Sin3-type complex
Molecular function (GO): histone deacetylase binding
Source: RefSeq, a predicted model, not a curated record
AUGAGCGCGGCCGGGCUGGUGUCUGCCACGCCGCCGGCCCCCGCCCCGCCUGGGGCGCCCGCCGCUGCCAUGCCCCCCGGUCCCGAAUACUACGAGGAGGAGGAACUGGAGAGCGCCGAGGAGGAGGACGGCGAGCGGAGUGCUCGGGCCCGCGACUCUGAUGAGGACACUGAAGAUGCCAGUGAAACUGACCUGGCCAAGCAUGAGGAAGAGGACUUUGUAGAAAUGAAAGAACAGAUGUAUCAGGACAAACUGGCAUCUCUUAAGAGGCAACUACAGCAACUGCAGGAAGGUACUCUUCAGGAAUAUCAGAAAAGAAUGAAAAAGUUGGACCAGCAGUACAAAGAGAGGAUACGGAAUGCAGAACUGUUCCUCCAGCUGGAAACAGAUCAGGUGGAAAAAAACUAUGUCAAGGAAAAGAAGGCAGCAGCAAAGGAAUUUGAGGAUAAGAAGAUUGAGCUGAAGGAAAAUUUGAUUGCGGAAUUGGAAGAGAAAAAGAAGAUGAUUGAAAAUGAAAAGCUGACCAUGGAAUUAACAGGAGAUUCAAUGGAAGUGAAACCCAUUAUGACAAGAAAACUGAGGCGACGACCGAACGAUCCAGUUCCUAUCCCAGACAAGAGGAGGAAACCUGCCCCUGCGCAGCUAAAUUAUUUGUUGACUGAUGAGCAAAUAAUGGAGGACCUGAGAACGCUGAAUAAGCUUAAAUCACCCAAGAGACCAGCCUCUCCCUCCUCUCCUGAACACCUCCCAGCCACACCAGCAGAGUCUCCAGCACAGCGGUUUGAAGCCCGGAUAGAAGAUGGGAAACUCUACUAUGAUAAGAGAUGGUAUCACAAGAGCCAGGCUAUUUACCUGGAGUCUAAGGAGAACACUAAGAUCAGCUGUGUGAUCAGUUCUGUGGGUGCCAACGAGAUCUGGGUGAGGAAAACCAGUGACAGCACAAAGAUGAGAAUCUAUCUGGGACAGCUGCAGCGCGGGGUGUUCGUGAUCCGUCGGCGAUCAGCUGCAUGACUCUGUGCUCUUCCUUGGUCUCCUUUUGUUUGUUGUUUGU